Anisakis simplex (herring worm) is the source of this 1308-nucleotide messenger RNA. The record is from the annotation of a GenBank genome assembly. NCBI's taxonomy places the organism in Eukaryota, Metazoa, Nematoda, Chromadorea, Rhabditida, Anisakidae.
AUGGCGCCGUCACGAUUUUCUGAUCUAGACUCAUCUGAAACAUUUCUGUUCACUUCUGAAUCCGUUUCUGAGGGUCAUCCGGAUAAAAUGUGUGACCAGAUUUCUGAUGCAGUUCUAGAUGCACAUUUGGCCAUCGAUCCUGAAGCAAAAGUAGCCUGUGAAACAGUGACCAAGACGGGUAUGGUGAUGUUAUGCGGUGAAGUCACCUCUAAAGCAAAUGUUGAUUAUCAGACGUUGGUGAGAAAUGUGGUUAAAAAGAUUGGUUACGAUGAUUCAAAUAAAGGCUUCGAUUAUAAAACAUGCAAUGUGUUAGUAGCACUGGAACAGCAAUCGCCAGAAAUUGCAGCUGGUGUUCACAAAGACAAACGCGACGAAGAGAUAGGUGCCGGUGAUCAGGUUAAACACUUGGUUUCAUAUAGUGCGCUUAUAGAGAAUGAGUUGCUCGAUCCACAGACAGGCCUGAUGUUCGGUUACGCAAGCGACGAAACAGAAGAGGCAAUGCCAUUGACUUUGUUAUUAGCGCAUAAACUAAAUGCCAAAUUGCACGAACUAAGAAGACUUGGUACUCUGAAAUGGGUUCGACCAGAUUCGAAGUCACAGGUAACAAUAGAAUACAAAUUCGACGGUGGUGCAUGCACACCAAGACGUGUACACACCAUUGUCUUAUCAACGCAACACGAUCCAGACGUAACUACGAAACAGCUACGAGACGAUUUAAUGCAAUUUGUCAUCAAGCAAGUCAUUCCAUCCGAACUUAUCGAUGAACACACCAUCUUCCACUUGAAUCCAUGUGGAAGUUUCAUCACUGGUGGUCCCUUAGGGGAUGCUGGACUUACUGGCCGCAAGAUUAUCGUUGAUACUUAUGGUGGUUGGGGAGCUCAUGGAGGUGGAGCAUUCUCGGGCAAAGAUCCGACAAAAGUUGAUCGAUCGGCUGCAUAUGCAGCACGAUGGGUUGCAAAAAGUCUAGUCAAAGCGAAUCUUUGCCGUCGAUGUCUUGUUCAGGUUUCAUAUGCAAUUGGUGUAGCUGAACCACUUUCGGUGAUGAUAUUUUCAUUCGGUACAUCAGCCCUCGAAGAACGUGAAUUAUUGCAAAUCGUUAAGGACAAUUUUGACUUAAGACCUGGAAUUAUCAUUAGAGAUCUGAACCUGAAACGUCCAAUAUAUCAAGUAACUGCGGAAAAUGGACAUUUUGGACACGCCGAGUUUCCUUGGGAACAACCAAAAGUGCUGAAAAUUAGCGAUGAGAUGUUGCAGAAAUCAAAAGGACGUCCAAAAGCAGCUGAUGAAACCGGUGUUAUAGCUCAUUAA